Messenger RNA from Emiliania huxleyi CCMP1516, 1470 nucleotides. RefSeq lists its product as hypothetical. The annotation marks the transcript as partial. Lineage: Eukaryota; Haptophyta; Isochrysidales; Noelaerhabdaceae. The record is from RefSeq and is a predicted model, not a curated record. The transcript has a single exon.
CACUUCGACCUCACGCCGUGGAAGCUGCAGACGGACCUGCCCAAGUGCGACGGCGGCAGCAGCGUGCGCGAGAUCAAAUGGCCGGAGCUCGUUAGCUACAGCAGCUCCGACUUCUUCGCCGACGCGGCCAACGGCUCGCUCACCUUCGUGGUGGACGUCGACGGCGCCACGACCGGCGGCACGUCGUACCCUCGCACCGAGCUGCGAGAGCUGUUCGAGUGGAGCCUGAUCGAGGGGCACCACGCGCUGGCGGCGACGCUGGCGGUGGAGCGGCUGAUGAAUGGCACCAAGGAGUCCGUCGUCGUCGCGCAGGUCAAGGACUCGGUGGGGAACCCGCCGCUGCUCAAGGUGCGAGCCAAGGUACACGGCUCGACAAGGCCAAAGUUCCGGCUCGAGGCGCGCGUCAAGUACCACCAGGAGUCCGACGGCGCGGUCAAGGAGCUCGGCCUCGCCUUCGACCAUCUCUUUGAGUUGGGCGAUCCGAUCGAGCUGCUCGUGGUCGUGAAGCAGCUGACGGUCGAGGUGACGGCUGCGGCGGUGGGUGGGGUGGCGCAGACGCUGUCGCACGACUACAGCGGCGUGCGCCCGUUCAACGAGACGCUGCAGGACGUCUUCCACUUCAAGGCGGGGGUCUACGCUCAGAGCAACCUCGCGAGUUCCUCUCCGGGGCAGCAGUGCAUCGCCACCUUCCGUAGCCUGACGGUCACGCACGCUGCGCUGCCAUCGCAACCUCCUCCGCCGCCGCCGCCGUCCGCCUCGCCCUCUCCGCCGCCGCCGUCCGCCUCGCCGUCGCCGCCGCCGCCUGACGUGCAGCUGCUCGACCUCCGCGCCGCCACCACUUACCAGGACUCGAGCCUUUUCGACAAGCAGGCGCCCGUGAGCGACCUGUCAUACGCCGACAGCACGACGGGACGGCCGUGGGCCGAGUGCGGCCAAUACACAAGCCAAUGGUGGGGCGUCGACCUCGGGAGCGAGGUGUAUGUGCGCUACGUGCGGCUGCAGAACCGCAACGACUGCUGCGCGGAGCGGCUGACGGACGUCGACAUCUAUCUCGGCUCGACGGCGGAGACGUACACGGGCAACGCGCUGGUGAAGUCAGACGUGAGCGUGUUGUCGAACGUGAUGUUGGAGGUGGAGAUCAACGCGCUGGGGCGCUACAUCUACCUCAACCGGCCGUCUGCGGCGGGGCUGACGGUGUGCAAGUUCUACGUCUUCGCCUCAGCCGCACCGCCUGGGCCGCCGUCGCCGCCGCCACCGCCGCCUGCACCGUCACCGUCGCCGCCGCCGCCGCCGCCGCCUGAGCUGCUCGACCUCCGCUCCGCCCCCUCCGUGCCGGUGGUCGAUGGUAUCGAUAAGCAGGCGCCCGUGAGCGACCUCUCAUACGCCGACAGCACGACGGGACGACCGUGGGCCGAGUGCGGCCACUACACACCCCAAUGGUGGGGCGUCGACCUCGGGAGCGAGGUGUAU